AUGCAAGUCGAAGUACAGCAAAAGAAGGGCGGCUUUGCCAAGGCCAAGGUCCUGAACAUCGACGACAAAAAGAUCAAGGUUCAGUUUGUUGAUUCUGGAAAUGUAGACAGUGUACCAUUCACACAGUGCCGUGCCGUUAUCACUGCUAACCCAAGAAAGGAAGAAUACAAAACUGGAGAUCUGAUUGAAGCCUACAUCAAGAGCGAACCUGAAUCAGUGUGGCAUAAAGUGGCUGUGAGGCAGAUCAAGGUGAGGAAUUUGUUUGUUUCUUGGAUUUUAGGCCUAUGAAGAGAAGGAAUGGAAUAUCUUAGAGGUUUAUAGUGGUAAUAAAUGCGCUAAUUAUUUUUUCUAACAUAAAAUUUGAAUUAUUUUCAGGGCGAGUUUGUUGUAGUCGAAGGAGUAGACGAUAAGUCGAUCAACGACGUUUGCUCACUGGAAAACGUUCGACCGGCUAACUCCUCUGUACAACUUUCUCCAGAGAAGCUUAAAUCUGACACAAUUGCCGUUGAGAAUGAGGAUCUACAAGAAUACUUCAAGGACCCCAAGAAUUGCCAGGAGUUUGCUGAAACUGUUAGCAAUGUUCAUGUUCAAUAUAACGAGAAGACGAAGGCUUUUGAUGUCUACGUAAGUUUUUCAAAUAAAUUUAUUUUGUUUCAAAUUUGAUUGAUUUUGGUUAGAGUAUUGUUUUGAUUCUUUAAAAACUUUGGAUUUAAUUAAGCUUUUUGGAUAUUUAAGGGCUUUGUAAUAUAAUCUUUUAUAAAAUUUAUGCUUUUUCAGAGUUUCUCCCAAACCUUUUUGAAAAGAGCGACAGUUUUGUCUGGCAUCUACCUAUCGAACACGUUACAGAAGCUGGAGCUUAUUAGACGACAAGAACACGCUGAAAAGAUGCUCCAGAAUUCGGACAACCGAGACGGUCUCUACCUCGAGAAGUUCACUGUCUCAAAGGAACUAAUGGGCUUGGCUAUUGGGUCUCACGGUGCCAAUAUUGUUAAUGCUCGCAAAAUUGAAGGUGUUAAGGAAAUUGUGAUCGACGAAAGCCAAGAUGACAGUCCAGUCAAUACCUUCUCAGUCUACGCCACGAAUCCAGAAGCUGCGGAACAGGCACGAAACAUCUUGGAGUUUGUUGUUGAGCCUGUUCAUGUGCCUAAAGGAUUUGUUGGCAAAGUAAUUGGAAAGAACGGAAAGAUCAUACAAGAUGUUGUCGACAAGUCUGGUGUUGUACGGGUACAAAUUGGAGAGGAAAACGAAGAUUUUGUAAGUACUUUCCUUGCCUUUGUUCAAUUUUUAGGUAUUACAUGUAUUUUGUGAUAGAUUUUUGAUCUAUCCUGAGUGAAAUGUUAGUGUUUUAAAGGUUUAAUUUGUGUUUCCUAUGUGUCUAGUACAACAUAAGUAAUUUGUUUUCUAUUUGACAUUAUAGUUAUUGAUGUUUGUUUAUUAAUUUGUUUAUCCUGCUUCAACCGAAUCUAAAAGUGAUGUUUUCAGGACAACGAUGUGGACUUUUACUUUACAGGCACAAAGGAAGCCAUAGCUUUGGCCGACUUACUGAUCCAAUAUCAUAUCAAACAUCUGGUCGAAGUUGACGGUCUUCGUGCUAAUGUAGAAGAUAUCAACCGAAAGCUUCAUCACGGUGCUUCUCCACCAGUUUUCCAAAAUGGAAGCGGUAGAUUUAACGGAAAUGGCAAAUCGAGAAACAGUUUUAAUGGUCCACCAAGGAGAAAUGAUAAAAAUGGCAAAGGUUUUGGAGGUAACAGACCUAACGGUGAAUCAGGUAUGUUUGAAUAUUGUUUGUGAAAUUGUUGGAGAGUUUUUUGCUUUAUUGAAAAAAUUUUAAGACUUUUGACAAAAUAAUUUGAUGCUUUGAUUUUGCUGUACUGACCUAACUGCUUUCUUUGUCUUUUAGGUCGCUUUCCUCCUCUGAAACCUAUUAAUGGGAGAUUUCGUAAGUUUGCAGUGUUGUGAUGUGAUCAUGUCUGCUUUGUUAUUUCGAUUUUGCUUAUAUGUUUACUAUUUGAAAUUUAUCUUUUCUUGGAUUCUUUGACUUAAAACUUUGAUUAUUAAUUUUUUAAAAUACUAAAAAAAGUCUUGCCGUCCUAAUUUUAUUUUUUACGUUGAAAAGCGAUACAACUCUUCGACACUUCAAUAUUUUUUUGAAUUUGUUAUUGUUAACAACAAUGAUAUACUAAUUUGUAGGAUAAAACGGAAUUUAAUACUUUACAUUUGUUAAUCUUGAAAUUUCAGCCGACGCAGAAAGAGAACCAGUAAAACCACAAAUCACGGAAUCAUCGGACGAAGAGAAAAAAGUCAACGGAAAUGGAGUCCACAAAGAAAAUGGCAACGGUGUUCCACAAGCGAACGGCAAUGGAAAACGUGCCCCGAAACACAAUCAACCCCGUCGUCGUGUCAAGGCCGACGAACAUUAA
Molecule: messenger RNA, 2420 nt
Organism: Bursaphelenchus okinawaensis
Lineage: Eukaryota; Metazoa; Nematoda; Chromadorea; Rhabditida; Aphelenchoididae
Source: the annotation of a GenBank genome assembly